Molecule: messenger RNA, 1314 nt
Organism: Thelazia callipaeda (thelaziosis nematode)
Lineage: Eukaryota; Metazoa; Nematoda; Chromadorea; Rhabditida; Thelaziidae
Source: the annotation of a GenBank genome assembly
AUGAGUACUGGAAGUCUGGCUGGCGAAUUACUUUCCUGUGUAUUAGACUUCAUUUCUAAAUAUAAUUUCUUGUAUGAUCAACCGAACAUCAAGUUUUUGUCGAGUGAAUUGUGGCGACGUAUUCCGUCUGAUUGGUUGAUGUAUCUCGAAAAAUUAAGCAAUGAUGAACUCAAUAUGUUUCCAUUCGAGAAACCGAAGCCACAUUGCCCUGAAACUUUGCUCAAUUUUCAUACUCUCAGUAAUGAGGUAUCAUAUCGACUGGCUGCAUUUUGCGGGACAGCUGAUAAUUUGUUGCAAUUACCAGGGCAUCACAUAGUUAAAGUAAUGAGACCGAUGUCUGCAAAAAAAAGACAUGAAGUCGAGAACUUUACAGUUUUUCUGAGAGAAUAUUGUAAACAGUACAACAUAAAUCGGAUUGUUGACGUGGGAUGCGGAGUGUUGGCUCGUUAUUACAAAGUUGUUGGAAUUGAUUGUGAAGAAAUAUUAUGCGAUCGUGCUAGGAAGUCUUGUGUAUAUGCCGAAAUUGUUUGUCUUAAUAUGGUUAAGGAUGACAAAGAAGAUCAGAAGCUUAUAGAAUUUUUUUCAGGCGAUCAAAAUGACCUAACAGCUAUUGUUUCUCUUCAUGGGUGUGGCGAUUUGCAACCGAUGCUUUUACGUCUCUUUUGCAAAUUGGAUCGCAAACGAGUACCCCUACUUUUUACUAUUCCUUGUUGCUAUCACAAAAUGUCAGAUAUAAAGCAAGAAAUGUUUCAAUGGAUUAUGAGUGAUGAAAUGAAGCAGAAAUCUAUUUCCUGCAAUGUAUUUCCAGUGAGUGCACUAAGAUUGGCUAGUCAAAAGCAUAUUUCAAGCUGGUCAUGUUCUGAAAAAGAUCGUGAAAAACAUAAGAAAGGUUUCAUCGAUCGAGCUCUUUUGGAGUGCCUAUAUGACAAGCGAAGUGGUGAUGAUUUAAUUUCCUAUAACCAAUUCUCUUCUGGUAAAGAAGGCAUUUCAGACCUAAGACCACUUGCAUGUCGGAAGCUAAAUCGUCAUUUCACAGCUUUGAAAAAUAUUGGUUCUCAAUUAGCAUCCCGAUUACUCAUGGACGAAACACGGGCUUUAAAAGUUGAGCAGCUUUGGAAAGAGAUCUAUACGAACCAGGAACCUUAUUUCACAUAUGUUGAACUUCUUCAGACGAUGAUACAAAUACCAAUGGAAAUGCUGGUUUUGUUGGAUCGUAUAUUAUUUUUGAUGCAGUAUGGCUGCUCUGCAGACAAUGGCCAUCUGAUUUGUGAUGAAGAAGUGUUCGGGAAAUUUGUCAGAAAAAAUAGUCCUUAA